CUGAUGACAUUCGUCGCUGAGGAACGCAAGCGCUGUACAGUUUAUCCCCCCCAGCAUCAGGUCUUCACUUGGACCCAGCUGUGUGACAUCCGCGAUGUGAAAGUUGUCAUUCUGGGCCAAGAUCCCUAUCACGGGCCCAAUCAGGCUCAUGGGCUCUGCUUCAGCGUCCAGAGACCGGUUCCCCCUCCACCCAGCCUGGAGAACAUUUACAAAGAGCUUGCUGCGGAUAUAGAAGGCUUUUCUCAUCCUGGCCAUGGAGAUUUGACUGGAUGGGCUAAACAAGGUGUGCUGCUGCUUAAUGCUGUGCUCACCGUCCGAGCUCAUCAAGCCAAUUCCCACAGAGAGAGGGGCUGGGAGCCAUUCACGGACGCCGUGGUCUCCUGGCUGAACGAGAACCUGGAUGGUCUGGUCUUCAUGCUGUGGGGAGCUUAUGCUCAGAAGAAGGGCAGCUCCAUUGACAGGAAACGGCACCACGUCCUGCAGACAGCGCAUCCCUCGCCCCUCUCGGUGCACAGGGGUUUCUUUGGCUGUAAGCAUUUCUCCAAAACGAACGAACUCCUGAAGAAAUCCGGGAAGCAGCUGAUCGACUGGAAGGCCCUGUGAGGAUCCUGCAACUCCCCCGAGACCACAUUUUUUUGUCCCUAUCAAGCUGGAGAGCCUUUGCGGAAACGUUCUUGGACGGGUUUCUUUGAACUGAUCUAAACAGUAUUCUUUUCACUUUUAAUUCAGGGGUAGCCUGAGCCAAGGUGUCCACUCCAAGUAUAUAUAUAUUUUUAAUUUUGGAGCAAAUGGAGAUUAGCCAAGAAGCACUGCCAUGUUUUUCUUCGAGUUCUUCAUCACUGCCAAUAACUUUGUGCCAAUCUGUUAUUUGGAAUAACGACCCCGGGGGGUUUUUUGUUCUUCCUUCCUCUUUCCUAUGCUCCUCGGAGGAAAAUGGAAAUAUUGACCGACAACAAAGGUGCCUUUUUUUGUUCCGCCUCUGCUGAAGAAUUCAUUCAGCAAGCUGCUUAUUUCAUCCAACCCUUGGUGCCUUAUCUAAUUGCCCCAACUUGUCCUUUUUGUUUUUAAAUCUGCCAACGACUGAAGACUUUCAGGAGGUUGCUAUGAAAAAUAACUUUUUAGUAUUUUGACUUGCAGGAAGUGGACCAACGGUUUGAAAGUAUUCCCCUCUUGGGACCAGAUUUUUUUUUUAAAAAGUGUUGCCAGAAUUCUGUGGGAGAUGUUACUUAAGUAGAACCGAAAGGAGAGCUGCAGUUGGCCAAAAAUUACAGGCCGAAAGUUUCCUAGGAAGCCAGUUUGUGUUCAGACGAGGGCCGAUAGGCAUCGCACUUAGGGUGCAGCCAGCCCUCCAUCCCGUGCAGAAAGAGAGCCGGUUCUGGCGCCAGCCUCAGGGACCUCCCUUCUGCCAAACUCAGGUGCCUUCUUGGUGCUUCCCUAGCCCAGGUGCGCCAGGGGCCAAGCGUCUCGGUUACAGGUUAUUCCUACAGGUGCUGAACUCCAUCCACUUCUGUUCGUGAGAAGAAGCGUUUGCGUUUCCUAGUCUUCUAUGCAGAUUGCGUACGGAGACCUUCCAGCUGGUAUAUUUUAUAAUACCAAUUUUAAGAGAGUCCUUAAAAAAGAAAAAAAACACCCCGAAAUCUUUCCUGUAACACUACGUUGACUUGUUCCAAGGUUUUCAAAUAAAUUGUUCUGGUGUU
Molecule: messenger RNA, 1697 nt
Organism: Thamnophis sirtalis
Lineage: Eukaryota; Metazoa; Chordata; Lepidosauria; Squamata; Natricidae
Source: RefSeq, a predicted model, not a curated record